Messenger RNA from Pezoporus flaviventris, 2879 nucleotides. RefSeq names its product PDZ and LIM domain 7 (gene PDLIM7). Gene Ontology annotation, cellular component: stress fiber; Z disc; filamentous actin. Lineage: Eukaryota; Metazoa; Chordata; Aves; Psittaciformes; Psittacidae. Gene Ontology annotation, molecular function: muscle alpha-actinin binding; actin binding. The transcript has 21 exons. Gene Ontology annotation, biological process: heart development; muscle structure development; actin cytoskeleton organization. The coding region runs from base 140 to 2083 and encodes 647 amino acids. The record is from RefSeq and is a predicted model, not a curated record.
CUCCGCCUCCCCCUCGCCGCUAUAUAGCGCAGGGCCGGGCAGCGGGGCGGUGUCCGAGUUCGAGUCCCGCGGCAGCCGGAUUGCUCCGCUCCCCGCUGUGGCGCCCCCCGCCCCACCGGGGGCCCGCCCGGCCGCGGAGAUGGGUGACAUGGAGUCCUACAAGGUGAUGCUGAACGGGCCAGCGCCCUGGGGCUUCAGGCUGCAGGGAGGAAAAGAUUUCAGCAUGCCGCUCUCCAUCUCCAGGCUGACACCGGGCGGGAAGGCGGCGCAGGCUGGUGUGGGAGUGGGCGACUGGGUGCUGUACAUCGACGGGGAGAGCACCAGCUCCAUGACACACAUCGAGGCCCAGAACAGGAUCCGCGCCUGUGGGGACAGGCUCAGCCUCACACUGAGCAGAGCUCAGAACCACAUGGGGAAGCCACAGAAGGUGCUGAGCCUUGACAAGCAGCCCCUGGAGCCCCCCAGCACCCCUGUAUAUGACCCCAUGAAGUUGCAGCUGAUAGAGGAUGCUGAGAGCUGGCAGCCCCGCUCUGGGACCUCCCAGUCCCGCUCCUUCCUCAAACUGGCCCGGCUCACGGGCACUGAUGGAUUGGAGGACCAUGAGGAUGUGCUUGUUAAAGAGCCCAGGCAGCCCCCGCAGCUGCUGGAGCCCCCCAGCAUCCCUGUGUGUGACCCUGGGAAGCUGCGGCUUGUAGAGGAUUCUGAGAGCUGGCAGCCCCGCACUGGGACCUCCCAGUCCCGCUCCUUCCGCAAACUGGCCCAGCUGACAGGCACUGACAGCAUGGAGGAUCGUGAGGAUGAGCUUGUUAAAGAGCGCAGGGAUGCCCAUGGGUCUGGCUGGGGCACAGGGCACCAGCGGCAGCCCCCGCAGCUGCUGGAGCCCCCCAAGAGCCCCGUGUGUGACCCUGGGAAGGUACGGCAGGUAGAGAACACUGAGAGCUGGCAGCCCCGCACCGGGACCUCCCAGUCCCGCUCCUUCCGCAGACUGGCCCAGCUGACGGGUGCUGACAGCAUGGAGGAUCAUGAGGAUGAGCUUGUUAAAGAGCCCAGGGAAACCCAUGGGGCUGGCUGGGGCACGGGGGAGAUGUGGUGGCAGCCCCCAGAGCCGCUGGACCCCCCCAGGAGCCCCGUGUGUGACCCUGGGAAGCUGCGGCUGAUGGAGGAUGCUGAGGACUGGCAGCCCCGCACCGGGACCUCCCAGUCCCGCUCCUUCCGCAAACUGGCCCGGCUCACGGGCACUGAUGGAUUGGAGGAUCAUGAGGAUGUGUUUGUUAAAAAACCCAGCCAGGUCUCCGUGCCGGACCCAUCCCCAGGAGCAGGGAUGAAGACUGAGCCAGGACUGGCCCCCAGGACCCCUGCCGCCACCCCUGGCCCUGCCAGCCGCCCUCCCUGGGCUGUGGACCCCUCGUUUGCGGAGCGCUACGCCCCGGACAAGACCAGCACCGUGGUGAGCAAGCACAGCCAGCCGGCCACACCGACCCCCAUGCAGAACCGCAGCUCCAUCGUGCAGGCAGCGCAGCAGAGCCCCGAGGGGCCUGGCCGCACACCGCUCUGCUACAAGUGCAACAAGGUCAUCAGGGGACGCUACCUGGUGGCGCUGGGACAUUAUUACCAUCCCGAGGAGUUCACCUGCUGCCAGUGCAGGAAGGUGCUGGAUGAGGGCGGCUUCUUUGAGGAGAAAGGCUCCAUCUUCUGCCCCAAGUGCUAUGACACGCGCUACGCGCCCAGCUGCGCCAAGUGCAAGAAGAAGAUCACAGGGGAGGUCAUGCAUGCACUGAAGAUGACCUGGCAUGUGCAGUGCUUCACAUGCGCUGCCUGCAAAACUCCCAUCCGCAACCGUGCCUUCUACAUGGAGGAGGGACAGCCCUACUGCGAGAGAGACUAUGAGAAGAUGUUUGGCACAAAGUGCCGCGGCUGCGACUUCAAGAUCGAUGCUGGGGACCGGUUCCUGGAGGCGCUGGGGUUCAGCUGGCAUGACACUUGCUUCGUCUGUGCGAUCUGCCAGACCAACCUAGAAGGGAAGACAUUCUACUCCAAGAAGGACAAGCCGCUCUGCAAGAGCCACGCUUUCUCCCAUGUGUGAGGGGCAGGAGUUCAGCUGUGCCCACGCGUGCCCCUGGCCCUGCAUGCUCCUCUCCACCCCACCCCUGCUGCCCCCAGGGAGCCAGGCUGGGCCCUUGCCCUUUCCCCUUGCUCCUCUUUCCUGGCAGCUCUUGGCCUGGCUCCAGCCCAAGGCAGUGCUGGGUCCAGAGCCCCUUAUACCUGUGUCUCCUGACUGGCCCUAGGAGCCCUGGGACAGGGAUGCUGCAUGGAUCUCCUGCCCCCCAGCCAUGCAGUGUGGUGGUUGUGUUGUGCUGAGGCUGGAGCUGGGGGAGGGUCUGGCACAGCAGAGCUGUUCCCUUGCUCGGCUGGGGCCCUGCUGCCUAGCGGCUCAGCGCUCGGGCAGGGAUGCUCUGAGCACAUCCCUGACUGGGUGAGGACCAGCCCCCUGCCACACUCUCUCCCAUCUUCCCUGCUGUGUGCUCAGUGCGUGGGGCUGGAGCCCUGGCCCCACUCCCCUAUGGGCUCCUGCCUGCAGCAACCUCCUGACCACCCCACAAACUGCUGCAGUGGCUUCCUGCCUACCCCAGCUCUGUGCCAGGGGUCUCUGCCUAUGUCCCCCCUAACCUAAGCCCACCAUUCCCCUGCGGCUGGCAUGUGGCAGCACCCCCCCAGGGGCUGUGCUGGGAUGCAGGGCAUGGCUUCCUACCAAAGAGCGCUCUGCCACUGCCGGCCUGGGCCUGUGAAUGCCUCUCCCAACCCCACGCUCUCCGGUCGGGUUGCUGCUGAUGUAGCCACGGUGCUUUUAGUGCCUUUAAUAAACACUUCUCUGCAAGUGC